This is a messenger RNA of Eurytemora carolleeae, 460 nucleotides long. RefSeq lists its product as uncharacterized. The coding region runs from base 47 to 445 and encodes 132 amino acids. The record is from RefSeq and is a predicted model, not a curated record. Lineage: Eukaryota; Metazoa; Arthropoda; Copepoda; Calanoida; Temoridae. The transcript is spliced from 5 exons. Gene Ontology annotation, molecular function: protein binding.
AGAAAAAAUGGAUUGAAAAAACCUUGAAACCGGUUUAAAUUUAAAGAUGAUGGAAGGCGGAGAGGUAAGGUUGACCCAUCUUCCUGCUGAAAUCUUGGUGAAUAUUCUUCUCUACCUGGAUCUUCAAUCCAUCAAUCAACUGGAGAAGGUCUGCUUCCAGCUCCAGGAGCUCAUAGCAACAUCUCUCCAGAUCUGGAAGCAGAAGAUUAUUCUACUUUGUUCCUCAGAUCUGAUUUACAACAAUGUUCUUAAAUUCUCCAGAUAUGAGAAGAUUAAGCACAGCUCAAGCAGCCUCCGAACCUUCUACUCCCAGAUCCUGAGCCUCCGAGCUAACCUCCUCAAUGGAAUAUUUAACAAACAGACAAUUAAUUGUUUGGAAGCUAAAUUCAAGGAUAGGCGCGUAGUGCUGAAUUUACAUUAUACGUGUUUCAGGAUAGGCGCGUAGUGCUUAAUUUACGUG